AUGGCUGACUUCUUGUUACCACCGGGUACUAACAGCUUCCACCGGUUCACGCCUGAAUCCUUGGCUGCCAUUGAGAAACGAAUCGCGGAGAAGCUCGCGCGGAACGCGAAGCAGGAAUACCGAGAGCAGCUGGGCGAGGAAGAGAAGCCUCAGCCCCAGUUUGAUUUGCAGGCUUGCAAGAAGCUGCCCGACAUCUAUGGGACUGUUUCUCCAGAGCUCAUUGGGGAGCCAUUGGAGGACCUGGACCCUUUCUACAGCGAUCGUAAGACAUUUAUAGUACUGAACAAAGGGAAGACAAUCUUUCGAUUUAGUGCCACUCCUGCCUUGUAUAUACUUAGUCCUUUCCAUCCAGUCAGAAGAGCAGCAAUUAAAAUUUUGGUACAUUCAUUGUUCAGUAUGUUUAUUAUGUGCACUAUUUUAACUAAUUGUGUGUUCAUGGCACAGUCAGAGACUCCACCAUGGAAUAAAUAUGUUGAGUACACUUUCACUGGCAUUUACACUUUUGAGUCAUUGAUAAAAAUCUUGGCGAGAGGAUUUUGCAUGACAGAGUUCACCUUCCUUCGAGACCCCUGGAACUGGCUGGAUUUCAGUGUUAUUGUCAUGGCAUACAUAACUGAAUUUGUGGACCUGGGCAAUGUCUCAGCCUUACGAACGUUCAGAGUACUGCGGGCGCUGAAAACAAUCUCAGUCAUUUCAGGACUGAAGACCAUUGUAGGGGCUCUUAUCCAGUCUGUUAAGAAACUUGCAGAUGUGAUGAUCCUGACCGUUUUCUGCUUGAGUGUCUUUGCCCUCAUAGGCCUCCAGCUCUUCAUGGGCAACUUGAGACACAAGUGUGUCAGGGACUACACCAAGUUUAACUUCACCAAUGGCACGUUGUACUUGGAUGGUAGGAUGUGGAACAACUCAGAGGAAUUUCUUAGUGAUCCAGUGAACUAUUUCAUAAAAAAUGGUACAGAUGAUGUGUUACUGUGUGGCAAUAGCUCUGAUGCUGGCACAUGUCCUGAGGGAUAUAUAUGUCUGAAGGCUGGGGAAAAUCCUGACCAUGGUUACACAAGCUUUGAUACUUUUGGUUGGGCCUUUCUCUCUUUGUUCCGUCUUAUGACUCAAGAUUGUUGGGAACGUCUUUAUCAACAGACUCUCAGAUCUGCUGGGAAGAUCUACAUGCUUUUUUUUAUGCUGGUCAUCUUUCUGGGCUCAUUUUAUCUGGUCAAUCUGAUUUUGGCUGUUGUGGCCAUGGCGUAUGAAGAGCAGAACCAAGCCACUAUUGCUGAAACAGAGGAGAAGGAACGAAAGUUUCGGGAAGCCAUGGAAAUGUUAAAGAAAGAGCAGGAGGCACUAGCUGCUAAAGGAAUUGACUCAAUGUCACUUAGUUCAUUGGAAAUGUCACCUUUAGCAUCCAAAAAUGCCAAGGAAAGAAGAAAUAAGCAAAAGAAAAAGAAAUCUUUGGGGACAGAAGAAUAUGGGGAAGACCAAAGGAAUCCUAAGUGUGACUAUGACGAUGGUCAGAGGAGAAUGACUCUCCUUGGCAUUAGUUAUGGUCCCAGUGCAAACUUGGUGAAGCGCAGAACCAGCCACGGAAGCGUUUUCAGCUUCCGACUCCGUGGCCGAGACACUGGCUCCGAAACAGAUUUUGCCGAUGAUGAGAUCAGCAUUGCUGUGGAACAUGAAAGCCACCGGGGCUCUCUCUUAAUUCCAAGAUCUGGGAGGCGUCCAAGCGUGCAAAGUCAAGUGAGCCAUAGUUCUCACCCUACUACUCCCAACUACACCCAGACGGGCAAAAGGAACAGCUCAGUGGAUUGCAAUGGUGUGGUUUCCCUGAUAGGAGGAGGCAUCGGGGCACUCAACCCAGACCCUACUUCUCCUGCAGGGUUACUGCUCCCCCCAGUUAUUAUGGAAAAGCCUGGGACAGGCGACCUGACCUCUCCCUCGGAUGAAGCGAGCAAGAAGCAGCUUCUCAUGCCCCACCGCCCGUCGCUGGAGCACUCGGACGAACCCUUCCAGAGGCAGAGGGCAGUGAGUGCUGUCAGCAUCAUCACCAGUGCCCUGGAAGAGCUUGAGGAAUCACAUCAGAAAUGUCCUCCCUGUUGGAACCACUUUGCUGUUAAAUUUCUCAUUUGGGAUUGCUGCCCACUUUGGCUUUUAAUCAAGAAAUUUGUCAAGUUUGUGGUAAUGGACCCAUUUACCGACCUCACCAUCACCCUCUGCAUUGUGCUGAACACGCUCUUCAUGGCCUUGGAGCAUUAUAAGAUGACGAAGGAGUUUGACCACAUGCUUUACAUUGGCAAUUUGGUCUUCACUGGGAUUUUUACAGCAGAAAUGAUCUUCAAAGUAAUUGCCCUUGACCCCUACUACUAUUUUCAGCAGGGCUGGAAUAUUUUUGACAGCAUAAUUGUUAUUCUAAGCCUGAUGGAACUGGGUUUGUCAAGCAUGGGAAACCUGUCUGUUUUACGCUCCUUCAGACUGCUGCGAGUCUUCAAAUUGGCAAAGUCCUGGCCAACCCUAAACACGCUCAUUAAAAUCAUUGGUAAUUCAGUGGGUGCCCUUGGGAACCUCACUCUCGUGCUGGCUAUCAUCGUCUUCAUUUUUGCCGUGGUCGGAAUGCAGCUUUUUGGGAAAAGCUACUUGGACAAUGUGAAGAAGAUAAGCACGACUGGCAAUUUGCCACGAUGGCACAUGAAUGAUUUCUUCCACUCGUUCCUCAUCAUCUUCCGAAUUUUGUGUGGGGAGUGGAUAGAGACCAUGUGGGACUGCAUGGAAGUAGCUGGGCAGCCGCUGUGCCUUCUCGUCUUCUUGCUGGUCAUGGUGAUAGGAAACCUGGUGGUGCUCAACCUGUUCCUGGCCUUGCUGCUAAGCUCUUUCAGCGCUGACAACCUCUCAGCACCAGACGAGGACGGGGAGUUGAACAACCUGCAGCUUGCUUUUGCUCGGAUCAACAGGGGGCUUCAGUAUGUGAAAAGCACAAUGUGGAAUUUUUGCUGCCAUGUCCUCCGGCACCCCAAGACGACGGCUGAAAAGAAGGCGAUGAUGAAGCUUGCUGCCCAGAAUACAGGUGCCCUUAACAAUUUUGUGAACAGUCACACAACCGCGGAGCUUGGCAAGGACAUGGAGAAUCACAAAGAGAACCACACCGAGGAUGGACUGAAUAAAAAUGGGGAGAAACACCUAGCAAUUACAGAUGAUGAUUUUAUGACCAAUCCUGACCUGUCCAUUUGUGUUCCUAUUGCUGUGGGAGAGUCGGAUAUCGAGGAGGAAGAUGAGGAGCAGAGCACCUUUACAGAAAUGGAUGGAAUGAUGGAGCAGCUUGAUGAAAUCAGUCUUUCUGAAGGCAGCACAGUGGAUUUGACAAAUCCUGCAGAACUGCUGGAGCAGAUCCCUGAGUUUGCUGAGGAGCUGAUGGAGCCUGAAGAUUGCUUCCCCGAAGUCUGUGUGCGAUUCUUUCCGUGCUGUUCAGUGGACAUCACAAAAUUUCCAGGCAAAAUUUGGUGGAGGCUGAGGAAAACCUGCUACAGAAUCGUCGAACACAACUGGUUUGAAACUUUCAUCAUAUUCAUGAUCCUGCUGAGCAGUGGAGCCCUGGCUUUUGAAGAUAUUUACCUUGAAGAUAGAAAAAACAUAAAAACCAUGCUGGAAUAUGCUGACAAAGUAUUCACUUACAUCUUCGUCUUGGAAAUGCUCCUGAAAUGGGUGGCUUAUGGCUUCAAGAAGUAUUUCACCAAUGCCUGGUGCUGGCUGGACUUCCUUAUUGUGGAUGUCUCUUUAAUAAGCCUGGUCGCCUAUACGCUUGGAUACUCUGAGAUGGGUCCCAUCAAAUCCCUCAGGACCCUCCGAGCACUGCGACCACUAAGAGCACUGUCACGAUUUGAAGGAAUGAGGGUGGUUGUCAAUGCCCUCGUGGGAGCCAUCCCUUCCAUCAUGAAUGUUCUGCUCGUCUGCCUCAUCUUCUGGCUUAUCUUCAGCAUCAUGGGAGUGAACCUGUUUGCUGGGAAGUUUGGGAAGUGCAUUAAUAAGACAGAAGGAGAUAUGCCUUUAGACUCUAAAAUUAUUAACAACAUGAGUGACUGUAUACUCUAUAACGUGUCAGGCACAUUUUACUGGACAAAAGUUAAAGUUAACUUCGAUAAUGUUGGUGCUGGGUACCUGGCUCUGCUACAAGUG
Molecule: messenger RNA, 4155 nt
Organism: Merops nubicus (carmine bee-eater)
Lineage: Eukaryota; Metazoa; Chordata; Aves; Coraciiformes; Meropidae
Product: sodium channel protein type 5 subunit alpha-like
Exons: 22
Biological process (GO): sodium ion transmembrane transport; membrane depolarization during action potential; neuronal action potential
Cellular component (GO): axon; voltage-gated sodium channel complex; plasma membrane
Molecular function (GO): voltage-gated sodium channel activity
Source: RefSeq, a predicted model, not a curated record